Molecule: messenger RNA, 1937 nt
Organism: Dimorphilus gyrociliatus
Lineage: Eukaryota; Metazoa; Annelida; Polychaeta; Dinophilidae
Source: the annotation of a GenBank genome assembly
GCCUGAUCCGUGGCUGGUUUGACAUAUUAUCGCGACAAUUUAGUCGGCUAGAAAUUUUCUAAAUAAAAUUGUUCGAAAAAACUGCUGGUAUGAGUACUCUAGAUAUGCAUGAUCUUAAAAAAUUGGCGAGGGAAGAACUCCAACUAAAGUUCAGUGAUACUUAUCCCAAAAUUUUAGUUGUCGAUAAUGCUCUCCUUCGCCCGUUAGAUAAACUAUUUGGUAAUAGUUUUAUUCGGGAAACUGCAAGAUUGAAGAGGUUAUAUACCCUAGACUCCAUGGAAGAUAAGCUAUUUGAUGCACAGCACAUAACUUUUAUGAUUAGACCGACCUGCGACAAGGUUAAAAGAAUUAUUAAUCACGUUCAAGGCCUUAUUGCCAAAGGAAAGAAUCACAUUUAUACACUUGUAUGUGUACCUAGAAGAUUACACGUAUGUAUGACAAUUUUGGAGGAGGAGGGACUACAUGACGUCAUAAAAUUAGAUGAUUUUGCCAUUGAUUGCGUUCCAUUAGACACAGAUUUGGUCUCCUUAGAGAUUUCUGAUUGCUUUUCAUCAUUAUUUUUAGAUAAAGAUAAAAAAUAUCUAUACGACGUCGCACAUUCCUUGCACACCUUGUAUUGCUGCUUCGGAAAGUUUGUCAAUUACUACACAGUUGGCGAAAAUGCUCUUGCUGCCUAUGAAUUAUUUGACAAGCUUCUAGUUUGUAACGGUGAUAUAUCGCAUUCCCGAGAAGAUGUAUACCAUGUACUUCUUGUAGAUAGAAAUGUCGAUCUUAUUUCGCCUUUAUUAUCUUCACAAGUUUAUCCCGCACUAGCCGCCGAUAUCUUUGAUAUAAAAUGCAGUCAAAUUGAACUUUCGCAACAACAGGUUGUUAGCUUUGACAACACUGACCCAUUUUAUCAACAAAAAUUUAGAGAUGCUUUAUAUCCAAAAGCACAAACAAUACUUAAAGAAUUAUUAAUUACCUUAAAAGAUAAAAAGGAUGAAAGUAAAACAUUGAGAAACGUUGCGGAUAUGAAAAAUUUCGUUUCAACGGAACUAAAAGGAGCGAUGGAUAUGAAAAAUUCGGUUGCCAAACAUUUAAAAAUAUGCGAAUUGAUUAAAUCAAAGAAAUAUGACCCUCUACAAAAUAAUAUUGAAUUUAUUCAAACAAUGGAGCAAAAGAUGCUUUUGGGAAUAGAUUAUAAAGAAACUGCAACGUUUGUUGAAGAAUUUAUCGUUCAACAAUCCGAUCCUAGUCAUGCUUUACGCUUAUUAUCCUUAUUAAAUUUAACUCAAGAUUGUAUUCCUCGCUCUAAAAUGGAAGAAUACUUUAAAUAUUUCUUACAAGCUUAUGGUUUUCAAUAUUUAACUUGGUUGCACAAUGCUAAAAAGGCAUCAUUCUUGGGAGAUUCCGAUCAAAGCUUUCAAACCAGACCUACUUUCAAGACUUUUUCCGGCAAAAAGUGUCCUCUUGUAAAUAAAGCCGGCACUGCAGAGAGUAGUAAUAUUGAAGAUAAUUUCGCUCCAAAUUACGUGUAUGGCGGGUACUAUACGCCUCUGGUAGCUCACUUAGUUGACAAACUAAUACUGAAUAGGCCUGAAACUAAACAGAUAUAUGAUGACUACGGUAAAAUGCUAAAUGUUCCCGUAAAAUUUUUUACUAAAGGGGAAUCUGCUCGAGGUGGAAAUCGAAAACCGAUGUAUACUAAAACGAUACUCGUCUAUUUCAUUGGAGGCUGUACGAGAGCAGAGCUCUCAGCCCUAAGGACUUAUGCAAGACCUUCUAAAAAUUAUAGACUCAUUUUUGCAACAACCGAAAUGCUUAAUAGCGUUUCAUUAAUAGAUUCAGUAAAAUGUACAUAAACUAACUACUCAAUUAUCAUUAAUAUUCCAGUAACUUUUUACAUAAUGCUUGCUUCUUUACAUUUUUGUUGAUUUAUAUUUGUUAAUUAUCGA